This is a messenger RNA of Loxodonta africana (African savanna elephant), 1647 nucleotides long. RefSeq names its product potassium inwardly rectifying channel subfamily J member 8 (gene KCNJ8). The record is from RefSeq and is a predicted model, not a curated record. Gene Ontology annotation, cellular component: plasma membrane. The transcript has 2 exons. The coding region runs from base 46 to 1320 and encodes 424 amino acids. Gene Ontology annotation, biological process: regulation of monoatomic ion transmembrane transport; potassium ion import across plasma membrane. Gene Ontology annotation, molecular function: ATP-activated inward rectifier potassium channel activity. Lineage: Eukaryota; Metazoa; Chordata; Mammalia; Proboscidea; Elephantidae.
GGCAGGUCAGAGGCAGAUCGAUAGGCUGGCUAUGGUGGCAGGACGAUGUUGGCCAGAAAGAGCAUCAUCCCCGAAGAGUAUGUGCUGGCGCGCAUCGCCGCGGAGAACCUGCGGAAGCCGCGCAUCCGAGACCGACUCCCCAAAGCCCGCUUCAUCGCCAAGAGCGGGGCCUGCAACCUGGCUCACAAGAACAUUCGCGAGCAAGGACGCUUCCUUCAGGACAUCUUCACCACCUUGGUGGACCUGAAAUGGCGCCACACGCUGGUCAUCUUUACCAUGUCUUUCCUCUGCAGCUGGCUGCUCUUCGCCAUCAUGUGGUGGCUGGUGGCCUUUGCCCAUGGGGACAUCUAUGCUUACAUGGAGAAAAGUGGAAUGGAGAAAAGUGGUUUGGAGUCCACUGUGUGUGUGACUAAUGUCAGAUCUUUCACCUCUGCUUUUCUCUUCUCCAUUGAGGUUCAAGUGACAAUUGGAUUUGGAGGGAGAAUGAUGACAGAGGAAUGCCCUCUGGCCAUCACAGUUUUGAUUCUCCAGAACAUUGUAGGUUUAAUCAUCAAUGCAGUUAUGUUGGGCUGCAUUUUCAUGAAAACAGCUCAGGCUCACAGAAGGGCGGAGACUUUGAUUUUCAGCCGCCAUGCUGUGAUUGCCGUCCGAAAUGGCAAGCUGUGCUUCAUGUUCCGAGUGGGUGACCUAAGGAAAAGCAUGAUCAUUAGCGCCUCAGUACGCAUCCAGGUGGUCAGGAAAACAACCACACCUGAAGGGGAGGUGGUGCCCAUUCACCAACUGGACAUUCCUGUCGAUAAUCCUAUUGAGAGUAAUAACAUUUUUCUGGUGGCCCCUUUGAUCAUCUCUCAUGUGAUUGACAAACGUAGCCCCCUGUAUGAUAUCUCAGCAACUGACCUCGUCAACCAAGACCUGGAGGUCAUAGUCAUUCUGGAAGGAGUGGUCGAAACUACUGGCAUUACAACACAAGCACGAACCUCCUACAUCGCUGAGGAAAUCCAAUGGGGCCACCGCUUUGUGUCUAUUGUGACCGAGGAGGAAGGUGUGUAUUCUGUGGAUUACUCCAAAUUUGGCAACACUGUCAAAGUAGCUGCUCCACGGUGUAGUGCCCGAGAGCUGGAUGAGAAGCCUUCCAUCCUUAUUCAGACCCUCCAGAAGAGUGAGCUGUCCCAUCAAAAUUCUCUGAGGAAGCGCAAUUCCAUGCGAAGGAACAAUUCCAUGAGAAGGAACAACUCCAUCCGAAGGAACAACUCUUCCCUCAUUGUACCAAAAGUGCAAUUUAUGACUCCAGAGGGAAAUCAGAACACGUCGGAAUCAUGACAGCAAGACAAACCCGAGACAGCCUUUUAUUGAAUUUUGAAGGCUCAUUUCGGGCACUCUCAGACUGAACCAGAGCUGAAACAAAAAUUUGUGUUUCUACAUUUUAAUGCACUAAAUAAUAUUCAUAUUCAGAGAACAGGACUUUUUAUAUCAAUAAACAAUUACACUAAAGGUGAAGGAAUCAUGCCUCGUAUAUAUAGUAUUUGCAGUGGUAUGCUUACAUUACAUAUAGGAUAAUAUAUUUCUCUUUUAUCUCAAUUAGAAACAUAAGAAUUACAAUAAUAUUAAUAGAAAAGUUGGCAAAGUAAUGAUUUUGUUUGAAAUGUU